AACAAUUAUUUACUGUGGACAUUUGAUCUCCACAACUUUUUCCAGCACCUGUAAAUUCUGUCACUUGUAUUUUCCAUCUCUUUAGCAUUUCACGUGAUGCACAAUAUGUAAACAAUAGCCGAAUGUAAUCGAACGUUGUCGACCAAAGCACGUUCCGUCCCAAUCAGCUCCGACAACGUCCGGUCUAUGCUUCGGUUAAGUUCGGCGAUUGUUGAUAUAUUGUCCAAGUCAUGCGAAUUGCGUCAGUAUUGGAAAUAUAAUCGGGAAAUACAAACCGAUAUACAGACCAGCGUACUGAAUGUCGGGUUAAUAACACUACUGUGUGGAUAGUCUGUCUCAGAUUACCUCCUAUAUAAGGAACAAAUCGGAGCAACCCUGUUGCAGAGUCCUUUCAGCCUGACACAGCCAAUGGCGAAGAACCAGCUGACCUCUUCAGUGAAGAAGAAACCAGCACCGCUGUCAACAGUUCCAUCACAACCUUUAAGUCCAACGGUGUCCAUUCAGACAAUGAGAAUGAUCUAUUUGCAGAGGUCUCGGUGGAGCUGUCCAUGGAGAACCCCAGCACCACAGCCAAGACCUCUGGAGCUGAAUUCACCCCGUCACUUACACUGUCAGCAACACAACCCAGGUCUAUGGAGCAGGUAGGCUACAACAGGACAUCAGCAACACAACCCAGGUCUAUGGAGCAGGUAGGCUACAACAGGACAUCAGCAACACAACCCAGGUCUAUGGAGCAGGUAGGCUACAACAGGACAUCAGCAACACAACCCAGGUCUAUGGAGCAGGUAGGCUACAACAGGACAUCAGCAACACAACCCAGGUCUAUGGAGCAGUUGGAAGAGGAUAAGGAUGAGGACAGCUUUGACAUGGACGUUGCUGUCACCAAUCCAGAGAAAAUUGGAGAUGGCAUGAACGCUUACAUGGCCUACAAGGUGUCCACUCGGACUACAUUACCCAUGUUCAGGAACAGGACAUUCUCGGUGUGGAGGAGGUUCAGUGAUUUCCUUGGGCUGUAUGAGAAGCUGUCGGUGAAGCACUCUCUGAACGGCUGUAUCAUCCCUCCACCACCAGAGAAGAGCGUUGUGGGGAUGACCAAAGUGAAGGUGGGAAAAGAGGACUCUUCCUCGGCUGACUUUGUGGAGAGGAGGAGAGCGGCUCUGGAGAGGUAUCUGCAAAGAGUAGUGUGUCACCCGUCCCUGUUACAAGACCCUGAUGUCAGAGAGUUCCUGGAAAGAGACGAGCUGCCUAGGGCGGUGGGUACACACACACUGAGUGGAGCUGGCUUCCUGAAGAUGAUCAACAGAGCAUCUGAUGCUGUCAGUAAGAUGACCAUCAAGAUCAGCUACUCGGACGCUUGGUUUGACAACAAACUGCAGGAGGUGGAGUGCGAGGAUCUGCAGCUGAGGAAACUCCAUGCGGUGGUGGACUCCCUAGUCAACCACAGAAAGGAGCUCUGCGGGAACACAGCAGUGUUCGCCAAGAGCAUGGCCAUGCUGGGCAACUCGGAGGACAACACAGCUCUGUCCCGGGCCCUCUCCCAACUGGCCGAGGUGGAGGACAAGAUGGAGACGCUACACCAGGAGCAGGCGGCCAGCGACUUCUUCAUCUUGGCCGAGCUGCUGGCCGACUACAUCCGCCUACUUGGAGCCGUCAGGGGCUGUUUUGAGCAGCGCAUGAAAACGUGGCAGCGCUGGCAGGAGGCUCAGAGCACCCUGCAGAAGAAGAGGGAGGUUGAGGCAAAGCUUCUGUGGGCCAACAAGCCUGACAAACUACAACAGGCCAAAGAGGAGAUUACUGAGUGGGAGGGUAAAGUCACUCAGUACGAGAGGGAUUUUGACAGGAUCUCUGUAACCGUUCGCAAGGAAUUCCUCAGGUUUGAGAAAGAGAAGUCCAAGGACUUCAAAAGCCAGAUAGUGAAAUAUCUGGAGUCUCUUCUACAGUCUCAACAGCGGCUCGUAAUGUUCUGGGAAGCAUUCCUGCCUGAAGCUAAAGCGAUAGCAUGAUGAAGCUUGAGGACGUUAGGAAGAGAACGACUGCCUUUUUGAACACUUUACCUCCUGACUAUGUACCCAGAAGACAAUGCAACAGAGGGGACAACUACUCUACAGCUCAUCCAUAUUAUUUUAGCAUUAGUGAUUUAUUUUCCAGCUUUUCAGUAUUGUAUUGUAUUGAUUCAACAGGAAUGAAUUUGACAGUAUAGCUUUUCUAUGUAAACAUGUCAGUGGUGUAAAUGGGAUAUUUUUUUACUCUGUGUUCUUGGGCCACCCUUACUCAGAUAGGAAGCGUUUGGCUUUCAAAUCCUAAAGUGUUCACAUUUUGAGGUACUUCCCUAGAGUAGUAGUGUUUGUUUACAGUGGAGGGCAGUUCAUAACUGUUUACAAAAGCUCAUGAAAUAACUUUUGGGUCCACAAACGCAUAGGGGAAUGUAGUAAAUUGUGUGUGUCCUGUGAAAUACCACUUUGACUAGAGAGCUCAUUCAAACUGAUAGACGGACUAAUACCAACAGUCCUCAAUUUGUGCAUUUCCAGACCUACAGUGAAGGGACAAAAUAAUGGAAGCACGGAGUGUAUGUUUAUGGUGACCCAUCAGAUGAGUGUGCCUGCCUGUGUCUUUGUGCGUGUUCACCAUUGUUUGAUCAUCUGUUUCCUCAAAUAAUUAUGAUCAACAACAGUCUUUCUGAACUAACCAUCAGUAUAUUUUUACAUCUGUGUUCAAACAUGUAGCCUCAUUGAAUUCAAUGUGAAUGUGAAAUGUGUCCUGUUCAGUGGUUGAAAAAGUACUAAAUGUUCAUACUUGAGUAAAAGUACAAAGUAAAAGUCAAUGCUAUACAUAAAAUUCCUUAUAUUAAGCAAACCAGACGGCACAAUUUUCUUGUUUUUUAUUUAUUUACAGACAGACUGCGGCACACUCCAACACUCAGACAUAAUUUACAAAAGCAGUAUUUGUGCUUAAUGAGUCCGCCAGAUCAGAGGCAGUAGGGCUGACAAUGCGUUAUAUAGAUAGGUGUGUGAAUUGGACCAUAAUUCUAUCCUGCCUCAGCAUUCAAAAUGUAAUGAGUUCUUUUGGGUGUCGGGGUUGAUGUAUGGGAGUAGUACAUAUCUUUAGGAAUGUUGUGGAGUAAAAGUAGUCAAAUAUCAAUAGUAAUGUAAUGUACACAUACCCAAGUAUUUUUUUCUUAAGUAUUUUAAACCACUGGUUAUGUUUCCUCACAAUUUUGAUAAACUAGCAACAGUGCUUGACUUGGACUGAAAUAGGUGUCAGUACUCAUUUUGGGUGCUGGUACUGUUAAGGUGCAGGAACUCCAUAAUAAUUUUGAACUAAAUAUUCUAUAUAAGGUGCAGGAACUUGAGCAGUAGAAAAUUAGGUGCCGGUAUUCAGUUCCGGUUGGGGUUAUACCCAAAUCCAGCACUGACUAGCAGUGUGUAAUGAUGAUGAAAGCAUAGUGAUAACAAGUGUUGACUCCUUUAGUUUUCUUACCCAACAUUUAUAUGAGUGUCUGUUCUUUUUCCUCAAGAUGUGCUUUAUUUUUGUAACCACUUGCAUUUAGAUAAGAUAUUCCUGAAAAUUAUAUAGAAGGGAGUAAUAAAGAUGAUUGAUUGAACUUCG
Salvelinus fontinalis (brook trout) is the source of this 3606-nucleotide messenger RNA. Its product is annotated as sorting nexin-1-like. The transcript has 15 exons. Gene Ontology annotation, molecular function: phosphatidylinositol binding. The record is from RefSeq and is a predicted model, not a curated record. NCBI's taxonomy places the organism in Eukaryota, Metazoa, Chordata, Actinopteri, Salmoniformes, Salmonidae. The coding region runs from base 549 to 2003 and encodes 484 amino acids. Gene Ontology annotation, biological process: early endosome to Golgi transport; intracellular protein transport. Gene Ontology annotation, cellular component: endosome; endosome membrane.